AUGAAGGAUCCAUUACAUCAUCCAUUGAAAAAUAAAUCAAAAUCUCGUUCUUUCGAACGCAUUACUCAUAUUCCAUUAUUUACAGCAUUAUCACCAAGUGCAUCGUCAACUUCAUCAAUAGUUUCAUCUUCAUCAAAUAGUUUAAGUCCCGGAGUCAUUCGCACCCAUCAUAUAAUUGCUAAUAUCGACGAUUCUCCGUUACUGAAACGUGUACAACAGUUACAUUCAUCGAAUUUAAUUUGUUGUGAUUGUGGUUCAUCAAAGACCGUGGAUUGGAUUUCAAUCAAUUUAUUAUGUGUAUUAUGUAUUAAAUGUUCGGGUGUGCAUAGAUCCCUGGGGACCCAUGUAUCGAAAGUACGAUCUUUAACAUUGGAUUCAUUUAAGGAUAUUGAAUUACGAUAUUUAAUUAAACAUAAUUUAAGAAAUGAUUUGGUUAAUGAAAUAUAUGAAGAAUUAAUGACAAAGACAGAAAAGAUUAAUUCUAAUGCAACAGAUUUACAAAGAUCAAAAUUUAUUAAUGAAAAAUAUUUGAAUAAAAAAUUUGUUAAUGAUUCAAAUUUAGAUUAUAAUUCAACAUUAAAAUUAAUUAUUAAAGGAAUUCAUAAUGAAAAUAUUAAUUUUUUACAAAUUGCAAUUGCAAAAAGUAAAUUAUCAUUAAGAAAAUUAUCACAAGAAUAUGAUUUAGAAAAUGAAAAUGAUCCAACGAAAAAAAAUAAUAUUUCUUUAUUUAAAUAUUCUUUAAAACAUAAUAUUAAAAAGGAUUCAAAUUUAAUUUUUAAUAUUACUGAAUUUUUAUUAAUUAAUGAUAUUUUAAUUGAUACAAAUAUUCCAACAGAUUUAGAAGCUCAAAAAAAAUGGCCACAUGAAGCUUUAGAAUAUUGGAAUAAUAAAUUAGAUAUAUAUGGUGAUACUUUCUUAUCAAUAAAAUCAAAUAAACAACAAACAAAUACUAUAAUUGAAGAAAAGCAACUUCCAUCAAAAUCUAAUAAUCAUACUAAUAACAAGAAAAGAGGAAAUUCAAUUAAACGAUGGUCUUUAGCAAGUAUUCCAAAGGCUCCACAGAAUAUUAUAUCCAUGCAUAAAUCAUUGAAAAGGAAAAAGGAUCCAACUUCAAAUCAAAUUAUAUCGUCAACAACUGCUACGAUUGCAUCUCCUCCAUCAGUACCUUAA
Maudiozyma saulgeensis is the source of this 1170-nucleotide messenger RNA. The record is from the annotation of a GenBank genome assembly. NCBI's taxonomy places the organism in Eukaryota, Fungi, Ascomycota, Saccharomycetes, Saccharomycetales, Saccharomycetaceae.